Molecule: messenger RNA, 6747 nt
Organism: Labrus mixtus (cuckoo wrasse)
Lineage: Eukaryota; Metazoa; Chordata; Actinopteri; Labriformes; Labridae
Gene: ulk2
Product: unc-51 like autophagy activating kinase 2
Exons: 27
Coding region: 1334-4453 (1039 amino acids)
Biological process (GO): autophagy; peptidyl-serine phosphorylation; positive regulation of autophagy
Cellular component (GO): autophagosome; cytoplasm
Molecular function (GO): ATP binding; protein serine/threonine kinase activity
Source: RefSeq, a predicted model, not a curated record
GUUUAAGUCAUCGGCAGGAGGAGAGGACCUUCCGCUGCCGUGUGUUUUGUUGUGACAGCUCUGUACAGAGAAUAAAAGCUGUACAGUAGAAGUGAACUAGCUGGUUAAGCAGUCGAUAAACGUGGAUAAACGUUUAACUACAGGAGACGGCUGCUGACAGUGCUAAGGUUAUCUGUCCUUUGAGACUUGACGACGAGGGAAAACAACGAAGUCUUCUUGUCGGAGGAAAAUGAUGCUCAGUGGAUGAAACCUCUUGUUUUUGAUUUUUCUUCAAGAGGAGACAUCUCUUUUCUUGUGGACCUUUCUCGAUGAAAAUAAGGACUAACGCCUCCGGAUAAGAAAACAGUGUGUGUGUUGACAUUUCUGUUGCAUCCUUGAUAUUUUUGAUGCUAGCUCACUGAUGUUUUGCUAGCUUCACAGGCUGCUACAACUUGUUUAUUCCGUAAAGAAUCAGGUUUUUACAAGCCAUCAGAUAUUCCAGUGUUAUUUCCAUGUUAUUGUAAGCAUGUUUGCAGCAGCAGCUAUGACGCUAUGUGUUGCAGCCUCUGCGUUGUUAUGUCACUGUAGAGCUAACAGAUAGCUCGCUGUCUGCAGCUGCUCUCAGUCUUUUGCACGGUCAUGUCCUGCAGGGCUGGCAUCAUGUAGACUGUCCCCCUCAACACGUUUUGGAGACUGGGGACACACAGUGUGCUUGUGAGGCUCCUUGGAGAGUAAAAAAACGCAAAGCUGGAUUGCAUCUAUCCAACUGGGUCAGCGACUGAGAGCUGGCACUGAUAUCUGUUCAGCUCAGGAUUGUUGCUCAGUCUGUUCUGUGUGACAUUACAAACAUCCCAUCACACUUAAUACGAGGGCAUGUGAGUGCACCAUGUCCUGACUGUGACUCUCCUUUAUGCAAUAAUAAGGCACACGAGCUGAACAAGAAUAUUUUCAUUAUUGAUCAAUCUGUUGAUGAGGUACAAGAUCAGUCUAUGAAAUGUCACAUACUUGAGAAAAGGCUUAUUGAAAUUUCCAAGCACCCUAAAGUGAGGUCUUCAGAUUGCUUCUUUGUCCAACGAACAGCCCGAAACUUAAAUAUUCUUAAUUCGCUGUCAUAAAUGACAAAGAAAAGCAGCAUAUCAACACAUUUAUGAAGCUGGAAUCAACAUUGGUUGACAAGUUGUGCUUGAAAACUUUCUGAAUCAAUGAACUAUUGAACUAGCAGCCCAUCAUGAAAUAAAGCUGCAGUGCAAGAAGAACAAGCAUUGUCAGGACUCGCUGGAUUUUUUUGCUCCAGGAUUAUUUUCAAGGCAACCAUUAAGGUUUUACCCACCAGCUGAACCGUCAGCCCAUCACGAUGGAGACUGUGGGGGAUUUUGAGUACAGCAGAAAAGACCUGGUUGGACAUGGAGCCUUCGCCGUGGUGUUCAAAGGAAGACACAGAAAGAAGACAGAUUGGGAGGUGGCCAUCAAGAGCAUCAAUAAGAAGAACCUGUCCAAGUCCCAGAUCCUUCUUGGCAAGGAAAUCAAAAUCCUGAAGGAGCUGCAGCAUGAAAACAUUGUGGCACUUUACGAUGUCCAGGAAACACCCAACUCUGUGUUCCUGGUCAUGGAGUACUGCAACGGAGGCGAUCUGGCCGACUAUCUGCAAGCUAAGGGGACUCUGAGAGAAGACACGCUGAGGGUUUUCCUGCAGCAGAUCGCUGCAGCCAUGCGCAUCCUCAACAGCAAAGGAAUCAUCCACCGAGACCUGAAACCUCAGAACAUCCUGCUGUCGUAUGUGGGCCGCAAGAAGUCCAACAUCAGCGGCAUCCGCAUCAAAAUAGCUGACUUUGGAUUUGCGCGGUACCUCCAGAGCAACAUGAUGGCAGCUACUCUGUGCGGCUCGCCCAUGUACAUGGCCCCGGAGGUCAUCAUGUCCCAGAACUACGAUGCCAAGGCCGACCUGUGGAGCAUAGGCACUGUCAUAUAUCAGUGUCUGGUCGGAAAGCCACCAUUCCAGGCGAAUAGUCCCCAAGACCUGAGGAUGUUCUACGAGAAGAACAGAAACCUACAACCUAUCAUCCCACGGGAGACGUCUCCACCGCUGAGCGACCUUUUGCUCGGGCUGCUGCAGAGAAAUCAGAAAGACCGGAUGGACUUCGAUGCAUUUUUCAGCCAUCCUUUCCUGGAGCCGACGUCCACCAUUAAAAAAUCGUGUCCGGUGCCGGUCCCCAGUGCCUCCAACGCAGGGACGGACAGUUCCUGUGGCAGCUCCCCGUGCAUCCGCUACAACUCCCCUCCUUCUCUCCCGGACAUGCAGACACUUGCAGAAGAUGGCUUGUCCUCCCCGCCGCUCGGCCCGCCCAACUUCCUGCAGCUAUCUAAAGAGUCAGCAGGAAGCACGAGCAGUAAGAACUCGUCCUGCGACACUGAUGACUUUGUCCUGGUGCCGAACAUUUCAACUGACAGCUAUGAUCAGCCAAUGGGAGUGGCUCGUCGACCGUCCAGUGAGUUCCUCAUGUGUGGAGGGCAGCAGCAGCCGACUUCAGGACAGACCCCCAUGGUGUCCCCACGGGCCGAGACCACCCCCAUCCCUGUUCCCACUCAGAUCCGCAACUACCAACGCAUCAAGCAGAACCUCUCCAGCAGCCCGACCCCCGCACUGUACACCUCCCCCAGGUCUGGAACAGUGAGGCGCUCCAACACCAGUCCUAUGGGGUUCCCUAAGGUGGGCUCGGGGUCUCCCAGCUCCGCAGACGCCCCUCAGACGGUCAGCAGGCGUCUCUCCACCGGCAGCUCCCGUCCUUACUCCCCUUCACCUCUGGUUGGGACCAUCCCCGAGCAGCUGGGUCACUGCUGCUGUCACCUGCAGAACCACGAGCCUCGAAGCCGCAGCUCUUCAGGAGGAUCCCCCGUCCCGUCCUCUCAGCUCCUGGGAGCUCGGCUACAAAGCGCCCCCACCCUGACCGAAGUCUACCAGACCCGCAAGCUCCACAAGCAGUUAUCAGACCCUGUUCAGCCCUCCUCCUCUUCCUGCAGUCACUCCCCUCAGCUCGGCAGACCGGCCAGUCUAGGCUCUUCCCCUACCAAGCUCCUGGGGACAUCCCCGCGCACGUCCGACUGGCUGCAGAAGUCCCCACUGCCGACCAUCAUCGGCUCCCCUACUAAAACCAUUUCUGCCCCAUUCAAGAUCCCCAAAACUCAGGCGUCCUGUAACUUGAUGGCACUAGCAGACAGCCCCGUGCCCACCAAGACCUUGGCAGAUGCCCGUGAUAUCUGCGCCCACCACUGCAGCCCGUACCUGAGUGGACGCCCAGCUGCUCCAGAGGGCAGCAGGACAUUUGGCAGGUCAGUCAGUACAGGUCGUCUGUCUGAGCAGCCAAUCAGAAUCACGCUUGGUGGACAGGCCUAUCAGGGGAGCAACGACAGCUUAAACACAGAGCGGCCCAUGGACACAGCCCCUGCAGGUCCCAGCGGGCUGGUUCAGUGCGGGUCAGCCAGUCCUCGUACUGUCCUUUUCACUGUGGGUUCACCGCCAAACAGCAGCACUCCUCCCACCUGCAGCCACCUGGGCACACGACCACGCACCACCUCAGUGGGCUCCAACAGCUCGGGUGGCUCCCUGUGCUCCACCAGCGGCCGGGUCUAUGUGGGAUCCCCUCCAGGCAUGGCCAUGGGCUCCUCUCCUCCUGGUGGUUUUGGUGGAGGACAGCUUGUCACCGGGGCCGAGGGCGCGCCCAGCAGCCUGCGAUACGUCCCCUAUGGAACUUCUCCUCCCAGCUUGGAGGGAUUCAUCACAUUCGAAGCCCCUGAGCUGCCUGAGGAGACUCUCAUGGAGCGUGAGCACACAGACACCCUGAUGCACCUGCGGAUGAUGCUCUCAUUCACCGACUGCGUCCUUGAAAUGGCGGCAAUCAGGGCUGGAGGGGCAGAGCUCGGCGUGUCAGCCGCCUCCAUCUACCCUCCCCAGGACAGUGUGGUCGUGGACCAGAUCAGCCAGCUCAGCAAAGAGUGGGGGCAGGUGGAACAGCUGGUGCUCUACAUGAAGGCUGCACAGCUCCUGGCUUCCUCCCUCCACCUUGCCAAAGCUCAGAUCAAAUCAGCCAAGCUCAAUCCCUCCUCCGCAGUAAAACAAGUGGUGAAGAGUCUGAACGAUCGGUACAAAAGCUGCAUCUCCCUCUGCCGGCGGCUGACCGACAAACUGAACCACUUCUUCUCUGACAAGCAGCGAUUUGUGGACGAGAUUAACAGCGUCACCGCGGAGAAACUCAUCUACAAUCAAGCUGUGGAGAUGGUUCAGUCAGCAGCUCUGGACGAGAUGUUCAAGCAGACGGAAGAUAUCGCCUACCGCUACAGCAAGGCGGCCAUGCUGCUGGACGGCCUGUCCAAGAUCCUGCAGGACCCGACGGACGUCGAGAACGUGGUCAAGUAUAAGGCGAGCGUGGACCGCAGGAUCUCCGCCCUCUGCUACUGCACCGUCACACUGUACGAGUAGCAUCACACACACACACACACACACACACACACACACACACACACACACACACACACACACACACACACACACACACAGAGGGAUUGCAGCAUCCUGAGACUGUCAACCUUCAUCCUCACAGAGCUGCUGGUCACUCCUGUAGCAGUUCAAGCACUUUUCAUUCGCUCGUUUUCAUCUGUAUUUAUCAUCAGUUUUUGUUUUUUGUUUUUUCUGGCUGCAUCACAGACUGAAUUGUGACUGAUGCACAAACUUCCAACCAAAGAUGACAAAAAUAUCCACAAACUGAAGGCUGUAACUGGAUGAGGACAUGAUGCAUGCACUUUGCGGUGCAUUUCUUUUCCUACACUAUAAUGGUGGACCUGAACUAUACGUAUAUAAAGACUAAUGUCUGUCAUUCAGGAUAUCAUUUGUUUUUUACCAGAAGAAAAAGACAUUGUACAGGACUAUGAGGCGGUUCAUCUUUUUAAAAACCUGCUUACUCUGUGAUAUCAGUGGUUAUUUACUCUGUUUUUUAGGUUAUUAUUGAUCUUAUUUAUUGGUUCAGAAGACGUUCGAAUCUCCUGCUUAUCUUGAAAACCUCAAGUAUUGGAGUGAAAAGAGACAGAAGAAAUUAGCAAAAGGCUGACGGCCAAUCACUGUAACAGAUUGGACCCAGAAACAACACAAACUCCUGUUACAGAAACCACACAGCCGUGUUUAGUCAGUGAGGAACCUGUAGAUUUGAAACUGCUUUGUUUUUAAUUUUGUUUUUAAUUUUGUUGUGUUGUUAGCCGAAGCACUUUAUCGCAGUUUGUGGAGGAGACGAGUAUCUGUAAUAAGUUCUGGAGGUAGAUAUGUGAAGGCAGACGGGGGAGGGGUUUUCAAAUCACUCCUCUUACACCCCCAAACCUACCUGCUUUAUGUGCAUGAGCAACAAGUCAUCAGAAUGCAUACAUUUCCCAUAAGGCCGAGCAACCAGGGAAACUCGGAACAGCCAAGACUUGUUGGCUGCAGCUCAACUUGACGACAAUUUACUUUCAAAAUAAGAUUGAUUUUACUAAAAUUACUACAGCUGUUUAUGUUCUGUCAGUAUCAGUAGCUACUUUUUUUUUAACAAGACUUGAUGUUGCAAAAUUGUAUAUAUUUAUAAAUAUGUGAUGCAUGUGAUGAUUCCUUCUUCCACUUCUGGGAGGAGGAGUGAGAGUGUGUGUGUCUGUGUGUAUGAGAUCAGAGUUUUUGGGGGUUUGUUGACGAUACCGUCAGCCUGUCAGUCAAAGAGCACAAAUCUUUAUAUGUACAUAUAUGAAUUUGAUACAUUUUAUCCAUGUCUGCCAAGGGGCUUUGAUAAGGAUAAAACCUUUUUUGGCGCAACAGGGUUGUGCUAAAAAAAAAAAAAACUCAUGGCAGCUUCAAAACUUUCCAGAAAACUCUUUCUACACAGGACUGUUGAUCAAUACACACUUAUCUGUUCAGUGGGUCUCAUGAAAUUUUCUGAAAUGAGUGUGAAAUCAUCAGAUUUCUCACUUAAUUUAUACAAUUUUGUGAGACUUGAAUUGUCAAAAUCUGCACUGCCUAUCGUCCACUUGGUUCCUCUGCCUCCCUUCAGUCGUCUGCUGUGCUACCAACAGUGUAUGUACUGUAUAUAUGUUUGUAUGAGUGUGUAUUUAUAUAGAAAAUAUACACACGAGCACUUGCCAGGUGUGCAUUAAGGCCAGUAGGAACAGACAACGAUGGAAAAAAGGAGGUGCCUUCUUGUAAAAGCAGACAUAGGCCUACUCCUUUGUACAUGUGUGAAUAAAUUCUUUUUCAGUGUAAAAAUGUGUAUAAAUGCAUUCACAGGCACCCAGCGGCCUGUUUCUCUGAUGUACUGUUCUUUUUCCUACACAUAUCCGGGUUUUUAAGUUUUCCUCAUCCUCGUCAUGAGCACUCUGAACCACACGAAGCCUUUUACUGCACACAGAGUGACGAGGGACAAAUAAAUCUGACAGAAAGCCCACCUGAAUCUGCUCCUGUCCAUGGACUGUCACUAGAGGCGGACUGUUUUGGAUAAAGCAUGGGUACCAACCGAGUCUGCAUUUUACCCUGUAGAUCCUCUAGAUUAUUGAAUGUAUGUUCCCUGUUGUUUUACGCCUCUAUUGCUUGUUCUGAAUGCAUUUUGAAGAACCCCGCCGUCAGUCAUGAUCCUGAAAAUGCAUCUCUAUCCAAGCACCGAUUUUUCGAAGACAAAUGUCAAUGUUGUGUCUCACCAAGGGAUGUCUCUCUGUUCUUUAUGGAACACAAAUACAGUCUUUGUUAUUAAAAAGAGAAACAAUAAA